Molecule: messenger RNA, 495 nt
Organism: Ogataea philodendri
Lineage: Eukaryota; Fungi; Ascomycota; Pichiomycetes; Pichiales; Pichiaceae
Exons: 1
Coding region: 1-495 (164 amino acids)
Source: RefSeq, a predicted model, not a curated record
AUGAACAAGUCCAGGCUCGAUCUUGGUGCUGUCUUCCUUAAGCUCUGCUACCUGUUUCAGUUCGCUAUCCAAGGUGGAGUAAGCCGCAGAGAGGAUUUUGCGGCUGAUGUAUCUUGUCUCCGGUUGGCAGUUGGCCAGGUUCAUCACGACAAACUGCAAAAGACCAGACUCGGCCAGUCUUCUGACGUCGACUGUCACAAGAGAGUCUUUGGGCUGGAACAGUUCGUCGUUGUUGAUGACCAAGAGCAUCAAAAACUCUGGGUCAUACACCGUUUGCGCAUAGAUGUUGUCAAACACCAAAUGUCCAAGCACAACUGCAUUGUGACGAUAAAAGUCCUGCCACUGUUGCCAAUCGGUAGCACCAUUUGGAAGCUGGAAUGUUUCAGAAGAGCCACGGAACCUGGAGAUAGAGUUCUCAAUGAAUUUCUUGGAAAGAUUCACAAUCAGACCCUGACUGAUACUCGUAAUCAGUCCGGUGGAAUACGGCUCGUAUGA